AUGUGUUGGGACCUAACAGGGAAAUUGGAGGAGAACGAGCUCUUUAUCUGUGCAAGCAGCUUCCACUUCAUCCACUCGAUGCAAGAGGCAUCUCCGUUCUCUUUCCUUGAGCACGCAACUUCAUUCGCUCGGGAGUUAUGGUUCAACAAUUCGCCUAUUAGAUCAUGGUUGGAUGCAUUCUCCGCACACAGGCACAUAGGAGUUGCUAUUGGUAGAGCGCCUACUGAACUAAUAUCGGAUUUGUGUCAACUCGGAGCAAAGUACCGGAAGAAAUUUGGCUUCGAAUUCUUUACAACUACAAACAUGAGAGAUUCGCAUAGGAUACUGGCGGAGGUGAAGGCCCGAUGCGAGAACAAUAUCCUGGUUGAACUGGAUAUUGCGUCCAAACAGGAAUUCAUUUUCAUAGAAAGAAAACUUACUAAACUCUGGGAACGACUAUCUGAAGUGAAGCUUCAAGAGGACACAGACGACAUAGGGGAGAUAGUUCAAGACUCACUGGAAGAAGAACUACUGCCCAGCAAGAGUUCCGAUGAGAUUUCUUCGACCGGUCAAAAGACUUGUUUGAGAGAUUAUGACCUCAAUAAGACACCAGACGAGAACGAGAGACUUUGA
Arachis stenosperma is the source of this 612-nucleotide messenger RNA. Its product is annotated as uric acid degradation bifunctional protein TTL-like. The coding region runs from base 1 to 612 and encodes 203 amino acids. The record is from RefSeq and is a predicted model, not a curated record. Lineage: Eukaryota; Viridiplantae; Streptophyta; Magnoliopsida; Fabales; Fabaceae. The transcript has 4 exons.